AUGAUGCACAGGUUCCGAAAGUGGCUGUACAAACCCAAGAGGUCAGACCCGCAGCUGCUGGCCCAGUUCUACUACGCUGACGAGGAGUUGAACCAGGUGGCAGCGGAGCUGGACAGCUUGGACGGGCGAAAGGACCCGCAGCGGUGUACCCUGCUAGUCAGCCAGUUCCGCUCCUGCCAGGACAACGUGCUGAACAUCAUCAACCAGAUCAUGGACGAGUGCAUCCCCCAGGACCGCGCCCCGCGCGACUUCUGUGUCAAAUUCCCUGAGGAGAUCCGGCACGACAACCUUGCCGGUCAGCUGUGGUUCGGGGCUGAGUGCCUGGCCGCCGGCUCCAUCAUCAUGAACCGAGAGCUGGAGAGCAUGGCCAUACGGCCGCUGGCCAAGGAACUGACCCGCAGCCUGGAGGACGUGCGGAGUGCCCUGCGGGACCAGGCCCUGCGAGACCUCAGCACAUACACGGAGAAGAUGCGGGAGACGCUACGCCACUUCGAUGUCCUGUUUGCCGAGUUCGAGUUAAGCUACGUGUCGGCCAUGGUGCCCGUGAAGUCCCCGCGCGAGUACUACGUGCAGCAGGAGGUUACCGUCCUGUUCUGUGAGACCGUGGAGAGAGCCCUGGACUUUGGGUACCUCACCCAGGACAUGAUCGACGACUAUGAGCCUGCCCUCAUGUUCACCAUUCCCAGGCUGGCCAUCGUGUGUGGCCUCGUGGUGUACGCCGAUGGACCACUGAACCUGGACCGCAAGGCGGAGGACAUGUCUGAGCUGUUCAGGCCCUUCCACACGUUACUGCGGAAAAUAAGGGACUUGUUGCAGACCCUCACAGAUGAGGAGUUACACACACUGGAGAAGACCCUCUGCAUCUCUCAGGACGUGGAGUUCCCCAUCAGGGCAGAUGCCCAGGUGCCCCCUGCCCUGGCGCCCACUUUCCCGGAGCCUCUGUGCCCAGCAGAGCCUCUCUCCAGCAAAGCCAAGGCCCCAGACUCGGAGCUGGCCUGCUCCAUGCAGUACGAUGACCAGGAACUGGAACAGCUUAAUCGCAUGGUCCACCAGGCGGGGGAUGAGAUGUCCUCUCUCCUCUCCCCGCCCAGUGCCUGCCAGUCCCCAGCUCGCAGGCCAGGGGCUGAAGGUAGCCCCCGGGGGGAGACCUCUCCUGCCAGGGUGUGCCUGGAGCCAGGGAGUGAUGAAGAGGAGAGGGUGUUCUUCAUGGAUGACGUGGAGGGGAUGGGAGAGGCCCCUGGCAGGCCAGAGACCCCAGGUGGCCCCUUGGGGUGGGCAGGUAGCACUUGUGCCCACCCUCUGGAGCGAGGGCAGGUGAGGGAACGCAGUGAGGCAGGGCUCAGCCAGCCUUCAUCAGAAAAGGACGAGGACUUACGAAACAACAACAUCGAAGAUGAAGACGACAAAAUGCGGAUGGGGAGCCUCUCGGGCCCCAACUCCUGCAGCUGCCUGGACGCGCAGUUGUCCCUGGAGGGCUGGGAUGCCAGCUCUAAUGAUGCAGAGACAGCUCAGAUGGUUGCUCACCGGACAGGGGGCAUGAAGCUCUCGGCCACAGUCAUCUUCAACCCUAAAUCACCGACGUCCUCAGACUCAGCUCCUGCCCCUCAAGCUCCAGGCAGCAGGCCAUCUCCUGCAGAUCCCACAGCUGAGAAGGUGGACAUGCAUCCAGGCCAACUCAGCCGGGCCACCACCAAUGGCCUCAUGAAUUCCUGUGUGUGUUGUGGGGGCUGCGGGGACAGCAGGGACAGCAGGGAUGAGGCCAUGGAGUGUUUGCAGAAGUGCACCCCCCAGAAUGUCAUCAAUACUUCUCAUCCAGGCCUGGCCAAGGCCUGCCACAAAGGCCCUGUGGAGAGACUGGACAGUGGCCCACCUGCCCCUGAGGUGCUGCCUUCAGGCUCCAUAACCCCUCUGACCCCAGAAAACACCCCAGAUGGGCAGGAACCCAAAGUCCCUUCAUCCUCACAGGACCUGGCACACACUGUGUCCCAGGUGGACCCAGGAGGUGGCACGCCAGGUAAGGGUGAUGUCGGAGGUCAGCAGGAGGCUGAGGACAGGAUGCAGGAUGAUGGGCAGGAGGCCACGAAGAAGAGCCAGCGAGAGCCACUGGCCCAGGAGGAGACCCGGGGCCAGGCGGGCUCCAGUGACUCCACCGCAGCCUCCUGCUCCUCAGACAAGGCCAGGCCUGAGGUCUCCCCCAUCGCCUCCCACGCUGCCCCUGUGGCCACGAGAGAAAAAAUCCGGUCCCGUUUCCACAGCAGCCACGACCUUGUCCAUCGUCUUUUCGUCUGCAUAUCAGGUGUGGCUGACCAGCUGCAGACCAACUACGCCAGUGACCUGAGAAGUAUCCUGAAAACGCUGUUUGAAGUCAUGGCGACCAAGCCGGAAACGGAUGACAAGGAGAAGCUGAAGAAGGUCACCCAGACACUGCGGAGGGCGGCCUUGGAGGACUGCGCUUUAUGCCAGGAGACCCUGUCAUCCUCCGAGCUCACCGCCAAGGCACGGGAUGGUGAUUUCGAAGACCCUCCUGAAUGGGUCCCGGAUGAGGCCUGCGGCUUGUGCACCACCUGUAAAGCACCUUUCACCGUCAUCCGCCGGAAGCACCACUGCCGGAGCUGCGGAAAGAUCUUCUGUUCCCGCUGUUCCUCACACUCGGCGCCGCUGCCACGCUACGGCCAGAUGAAGCCGGUCCGCGUGUGCACACACUGCUACAUGUUCCACGUGACACCCUUCUACAGUGACAAGGCGGCCAUCUAA
Chrysochloris asiatica (Cape golden mole) is the source of this 2754-nucleotide messenger RNA. RefSeq names its product zinc finger, FYVE domain containing 28 (gene ZFYVE28). Lineage: Eukaryota; Metazoa; Chordata; Mammalia; Afrosoricida; Chrysochloridae. Gene Ontology annotation, cellular component: early endosome membrane. The coding region runs from base 1 to 2754 and encodes 917 amino acids. The transcript is spliced from 13 exons. The record is from RefSeq and is a predicted model, not a curated record. Gene Ontology annotation, molecular function: metal ion binding. Gene Ontology annotation, biological process: negative regulation of epidermal growth factor-activated receptor activity.